UGGAAGCUGCUGGAUGUCAGUUAGCCGGUGGUCUCAUCUGCUCCGGCUUUGCUGUAAAUUACUCUCAGUGCCAGGCGGGCUGUGGCGGCGGGGGGGUGUUAAGUAAGCAGGAGACCGGUUUGGUCCCUUUUCAAUCCACGCAGCCUCUGGACCAUCACUGACACACAGCGCAUGCAUGUGCAUGUGCUUGUAUGUGCUCACACGCACACACACGCUGAUGAAAACAACCUCCUCUCACAAACGCAAGUUCAUUGAUUGUAGGUCCCUGAUUUGGGUGAAGCGGUUUUCCGUGCAUCUUUUUUUGGGCAACCUUUACAGCUGUGCAGUCAUUUCAUUGAAUUCUGCCCCUAGAAUCAUUAAUGCAUUUCUAAUCGAUAACUUUUAUAAGGGUGGGAUGCACAAUUUAUCAGGUGUGAACCGCUCCACUAUUAAAUGAACACAUGUUAAAUGAACACAACUCCCCCGUGCGCAGAGACUGGCGGAUAGUUGUAAACAGGUGGGCGUGCCGGUCAACACUGGAGUCAUUUCAUAUAUGAAGACCACGCCCCCAGUAGAAGAAGACCUCUAAAUGGGUUGGUUUUUUGACCAGUACGUUUUAGACAUUUCAUUCAAACCACAAUGAAACAAAUCAACUUGUGGUAAAAGGGCAGAAUAUGGCUCCUAAGUCAUAUUUUGAUCCAAAGAGAAAGCAGUUUGUUUGUGAAUGGUUUUGGAGGCAGUUUGUUUUGCUUUGAGGAGACGGGCUGCGAGAUGGGAAUGAGGACCAGUCUUAUUUUGAUGCAUACAUACAUUUGUCUAUGAGCAGGUUUGAAGCACAACAUGGAGCUCAACGGGAUCUCAUGUAUGGUUAAAAAAAACAACAACAACAAGAUUCAUCAUUCAGUUCUCAAUAAAUCAAACAUGAAGACAAUGUCACAAGGUGCAAAAUUGUUUUUGUCACAAUUUAAUUCACCUGAAUCUGCUUUGUAUAAAAACUACAAAGCAACAACCUCUUGAACUCAAACGCAGCAGCCUGUGUGUUUGUUCAAAUGAGCCCACUUCAGAAAACUGUGACGCUCGUUCGUUUUUCAAGAUUAAUUAGUUUUCAUGUGAUACAUCUUCUUUACAGUUUUGUUACUGUGACUCAUUCCCCAUGAAUACUGGCAUGAGAGCUGACCUCCGUUCUUCCCCUUUGUUAGAUGAGGUAACCUGUCCUGUAUAUCACACUGAACAGAAGGUUAGGUCGGUCAACACGCACACACACGCACACACACACAUACGUAGUUCUGCAUGUAACGUAAAUAGGUCUCGUAUACGCUCAAAUAAACAAGUACAGCAUGUACACACACACACACACACAUCCCGCCUCACUGCAGGAAUGGAAGGAAAAGGAAGAGGUAGAUUUUCCACUGACUUCAGUCCCAGCCAAUCACACAGCAGGUGACUUCGAGUCCGCUCCAAUCCAAGCCAAUCAGAGGUGAUGAUGAGCUCACACUUCUCCCAGAUCUGGGCUCUGAUUUGCUGCUGUUGUGUGACACGGCAGGCGAAGCAGCUUUGGCUCUUCACAUGGGAGCUGGUGUCGUACACACAGAGGCGGGCUGGCAGCCAGUCGGGCCGGGUUUUGGAAGCUGUUGACAGAUUCAUUUUUUUCAUGCCGUCCCGGUGCUUUGGCAUCUACCGAGCAUCCGCACCAUCAUCAAUUAUUCACAACCUCAGCAGCGCGUCCCUGUAUCCCACUGUGUGUGUGUGUGUGUGUGUGUGUGUGUGUGUGCACAUGUCAUGUGCAUCACAGUGUGUGUGGUCUGAGCGGAUCUUUGGGGAGCCACGUUCCCGCUGCUCCUCUCUCACAAUCUGCUUUUCCUCCCUGCGUCCUGCGACAUGGGCUCAUUUCUGUGGAUAUUCGCAGGACCAGAGCAUUACUGUUCACUGUUUAUGGACUUUGAGGUGACCAUCGAAGGCUCUUUAGGUUGAAGUUUAUUUAUUUUUUGCUGGCCAGACCUGCGGACGUUUUUUUUUUUUUUUUUGCUGGCGUUCCGGCACUUUCAUCCUCCGAACUGUGUUUGGGGCCGUAGACCCGUACCUUUCCGUUUGUGGAGCUCUUGUGUUGGUUAUCAACAUGCCUGAAGUUAAUUACCUGCUCUCUGUGUCCUGGGGAUAUAUAAAGUUCAAGAGGAUGUUGAACAGGGAGCUGACUCACCUCUCGGAGAUGAGCCGCUCUGGGAACCAGGUGUCUGAGUUCAUCUCCAGCACCUUCCUGGACAAACAACAUGAAGUGGAGAUGCCAACCCCGCAGACGCAGAAGGAGAAGGAGAAGAAGAACAAGCCCAUGUCUCAGAUCAUCGGGGUGAAGAAGCUGCAGCACUCCUCCAGCCUCACAAACUCUAAUAUCCCUCGCUUCGGCGUCAAGUCCGAGACGGAGGAUGAACUAGCUAAGGAACUCGAGCAUGUGAAUAAAUGGGGCCGUAACGUUUUUAAAAUCGCAGAGUUCUCUGGGAAUCGGCCGCUGACAGUCAUGAUGUACACUAUAUUCCAGGAGAGGGACUUGCUCAAAACGUUUAAAAUUCCACUUGACACCUUUAUAACCUACCUGAUGACCUUAGAAGACCAUUAUCAUGGGGAUGUGGCCUACCAUAACAACAUUCAUGCUGCCGACGUCACCCAGUCCACUCACGUGCUUCUCUCCACCCCUGCCCUCGAGGCCGUGUUCACAGACCUGGAGAUCCUAGCUGCCAUCUUUGCCAGUGCAAUUCACGACGUGGACCACCCCGGUGUCUCCAACCAGUUCCUCAUCAACACCAAUUCAGAGCUGGCGUUGAUGUACAAUGACUCGUCGGUGUUGGAGAACCACCAUCUAGCAGUUGGCUUCAAGCUUCUACAAGAGGAGAACUGUGACAUCUUCCAAAACCUGAACAAAAAACAAAGACAAUCGUUGCGAAAGAUGGUCAUUGACAUUGUGCUAGCAACCGACAUGUCCAAGCACAUGAACCUACUGGCUGAUCUGAAAACUAUGGUGGAAACCAAGAAGGUGACCAGCUCCGGUGUCUUGCUGCUGGACAACUACUCCGACAGGAUACAGGUUCUCCAGAACAUGGUGCACUGUGCAGAUUUGAGCAACCCCACCAAGCCUCUGCAGCUGUAUCGGCAGUGGACGGACCGCAUCAUGGACGAGUUCUUCAGCCAGGGGGACCGAGAGAGGGAGAGGGGCAUGGAGAUCAGUCCCAUGUGUGACAAACACAAUGCCUCAGUAGAAAAGAGCCAGGUUGGUUUCAUAGACUACAUCGUUCACCCUUUGUGGGAGACCUGGGCUGACCUGGUCCACCCGGACGCUCAGGACAUCCUCGACACGUUAGAAGACAACAGGGAGUGGUACCAAAGCACCAUCCCCCAAAGCCCCUCUCCGGCCCUGGACGACCCCGAGGACGGCAGUCGGCCCCCAGGAGGGGACAAGUUCCAAUUCGAGCUCACCCUGGAGGAGGACGGGGAGUCGGACACUGAGAAAGACAGCGGCAGCCAGCCGGAGGAGGAGGAGGAGGAGGAUGACGAGGAUGAUGACGAGGAAGAAGAAGAAGACGAAGAAAACAGCUGUACUGACUCUAAAACGCUGUGCACGCAAGACUCUGAAUCCACAGAGAUUCCUUUGGACGAACAGGUGGGGGAGGACGAAGGAGAGGAGGAGGAGGAGGUAACGGAAGAGGGAGAGACCUCCUGUUCACAGCCGCGUGCUGUGGAGGAGGAGGUGGCGGCGCAGCAGGAGGAGGGAGCGGAAGCCCCCCACACAUAGCAGUUUAUGGACACCGCCUGAUUCUUCUUAGUAACGACAGAUGAUUAUUUAUAGAAUAUUUUUGGGUUUUGUGGAGUCUGUCUUUGUUUUUUUUUAUACAUCUAAUGUUUAUGGUUCCAAAGUGUGUGCUGCUCCCCAAUUUGGCCACUCCUCCUGUCGGCUUUGGUCAGACACGCCCACCGGUACUUCUUCAACUUAUUUUUUAUUUUUUUUGCACUCAGGAAAACUCCUCCCCAUCCACGUCUGUAUUGAAGUUGUGCCCCUCUUUCCCUUUUUUGCCUCCUUUCCACGCGCUUCAACUCGGCGUACGGACGAGCAGCUCGGCCUGCUCCACCCCCCUCUACCCCCCCCCGCCCCCCUCCCACUCCGCAUAUCACGUUGUCCCCUCUCCCCGCUUGGCCUCAGCCUUGCCUGAAAUGUUUAGCAGUG
Messenger RNA from Gasterosteus aculeatus aculeatus (three-spined stickleback), 4189 nucleotides. The record is from RefSeq and is a predicted model, not a curated record. NCBI's taxonomy places the organism in Eukaryota, Metazoa, Chordata, Actinopteri, Perciformes, Gasterosteidae.